AUGGGAGGGAGAGAAUUAAUUCCCUUGCAUGUCAACAACAAGAAGCAGAAGCAGAAGCAGAAGAAGAAGCAGAACAACAAGAACAACAACAACAAUAACAAUGACAAUUGGAGACAAGUUGGAACCACGAAACCAGGAACAGGAACCGGCGAUUACCAAAAAUACCCACCCGAAUACCGGCCACUGAUUGAUUGCUUGAUCGGGGAGCAACGCGGGGUUGUUUCUGGCCGGGCGUCUGGUAUUGCUUAUUGUGGAAGCUGCACUAAGUACGGAACUGCCCUGAUGUAA
This is a messenger RNA of Aspergillus neoniger CBS 115656, 288 nucleotides long. RefSeq lists its product as uncharacterized. NCBI's taxonomy places the organism in Eukaryota, Fungi, Ascomycota, Eurotiomycetes, Eurotiales, Aspergillaceae. The coding region runs from base 1 to 288 and encodes 95 amino acids. The record is from RefSeq and is a predicted model, not a curated record. The transcript has 2 exons.